AUGAAGAAGUAUGUUUUCUCGUUUGCUGCCUCUGAAUUUGUAAAUUUCCGCCUGAUUGAAUUCAAAUCUUUGGCUGAAAUUGGAAAGCUGAAUUAUCGUGUCAGUGAAUCUAAAAAUGACUGGCUAAAACCUUAUAUAGUGAUAGAAAUGGACCAUGAUGAAGCAGUCGUGUCAAUAAUUGAACGUAGUGUUCUAAUUAAGGCUGCUUUUCAUUUAUGGUGUGAAGCAUCAUCACUACCAGAACUGAUUAAACAAGUUAGCAAUCUUCCUGAUGAAUUGGUAGACCCUUAUCUCAACAGUUCUGGUUCAUUCAAACUGGUCUUAAGUUCUGCACAUAAGAAGUUGAAGCAAGAAGAGAAGGUACCUAUAAUAGAAGCUGUUCUUGAUGCACACAAACGAAUUGAUUCUCAAGUAUCUUUAUCUUCACCAGAUCAUCAAAUCAAUAUCCUUCUGGAGUAUACACCUAAAAAUCUUGGAAAGAAUACAAUUAGUUCUGGUGGUUAUUUGUGUCGAUUGUUAUACGGUCGGCUAAUUGGUAGCAGUAUACGAAAGGAUAUGAUUAAAAAUUUCCGUUUAUCGGAACGAACACAUUUAGGCAAUACAACUAUGGAUGUUAGGCUGGCAGCAAUUAUGGCUAAUGUUGGACUUUGUCAAAAAUUCUCCUUAGUAUGGGAUCCUUUUAUUGGAACUGGAACUGGUUCAGAUAUCGAUUAUGCUUUGCUUCAUGGAAUGGGUAUGUCACCAAAAGCUGGUCAAGAAAAACGUUGUGGUGAAACUUUACGAUCAAAUUAUGAACAAUAUAAACUAGAAUCACGUUAUUUGGAUGUUAUAGUGGCCGAUACUGUUUCUUUACACCGAUUAUUACGUGUUCCUUAUGAUGGUUUAUUCGAUGCUGUGAUAACAGAUCCACCAUAUGGAUUCCGUGAACGUAGUUGUCGAGUGGCUGAUCAACCAUUAGAACGUAAACCUACUCUUGUCACCAAAGAUCGACUGGCUGAAAUUAUGGGAAUAACUCAUAUUAGUGAUAUUAUCAAUGAUAAUUGUAAUGGAAAGCAGGAUGAUAGUGAUGAUGAAUCCUUGGUAUUAGUGCCUCACGAUUUACCGCAUUUCCCUCAUAAAGAAGUUUAUCCACUGAAUAAAAUCUACAAAGACUUACUGGAUUUAGCAGCUUAUCUUCUACGUCCUGAAGGACGUUUAGUUUUCUGGUUACCAGUAUUACGAUCAACAUUUAUGGGGCAACUCUCGCUUCCACAUCAUCCUAGUUUCCGUUUGCUUGCUGCCUGUGAACAGACUUUGAACUCCCGUCAUUCAAGGUAUCUUGUAGUAAUGGUAAAACUGAAGAUAGAUGAACAAUCAGAAGAUUAUUUUGCUGCUAAUAAUGUUGAAAGUUUGAUCUUCCCAGCUGUUUAUGCUAAAUAA
Molecule: messenger RNA, 1419 nt
Organism: Heterobilharzia americana
Lineage: Eukaryota; Metazoa; Platyhelminthes; Trematoda; Strigeidida; Schistosomatidae
Source: the annotation of a GenBank genome assembly